AUGGAUCCAUACACCUUCAAGCCCGUGACUAUCAGUCACACUCCUCGCGACAAUGAGAAUGCGACAGUGAUUCUCAAGCGCUGGUAUGACAAGGAAGAGCUUGCCGAAGCUUUGCAGUAUCUGCCUCCAGGCCUGACCCCAGACAUCUGGGGAACUGUCCUGAACCAGUUCAAAGAUGCACUUGGCAAAGAAAAGGUGGUGACUGGGAAAGAGUUGAAAAUCAACUACAUGGACCCCUUCUCCAUGAAUGCCGACGAGAAAGAGAAACGCGGCAGCGCCUGCGCUCUGCGACCGACCACCGUUGAGGAAAUCCAGAAGAUUUUGGCAAUUGCGAACAAGUACAAAAUCCCACUAUGGACAGUCUCCCGUGGCAGGAAUCUUGGAUAUGGGGGUCCCCAGGCGCGUGUAAAGGGCUCGGUCAUUGUCGAUCUCCAGAACAUGAACAAGAUUCUCGAUGUCAACGACAAGUUCGCAUACUAUACAGUCGAACCUGGUGUCAGCUUUUUCCAGCUUUUCCAAGAGAUUCAGGCACAAAAGAAGGAUAUUUGGUGUUCGACCCCCGCUUUGGGUUGGGGAAGUGUGGUCGGAAAUGCACUCGAUCGGGGCUGGGGAUACACUCCUCACGGUGAUCACUCCAAUCAAAUAUGUGGCUUGGAGAUUGUACUCGCAGACGGCACAGUAGUCCGAACAGGCAUGGGCGCACUGGAGAACUCAGUCUGUGGACCACUGUUCCGUGGUGGCUAUGGUCCGACCUACGAUUCCAUGUUCAGUCAAUCAAACUUUGGAAUUGUCACCAAGAUGUCAAUUUGGGCAUCUCCCGCCCCCGAGGGAUUCAUGCGCUGCCAUUUGUCAGUCCCCGAAGAGACUGAUCUGGCACCUAUGGUGGAUAUUCUGCGCGAACUGCUUCUGCGCGAAAAGAUUCAGAACCACCCCGUUAUCGGUAAUGUCAUUCGCGAAAUCAACAAACGCGGUCUGCGCAAGGACUUCUGGACCGAAAAACGCUCCAUCCCGUAUCACCGAAUCAAAGAGAUCCAGGCAGAUUUGGGAUUGGGAUUCUGGGAUGCCACAUUCGCCCUAUACGGACCUAAGGAGUUGAUGGACUAUCAUCUCAAAGAGAUCAAAGAAGCACUCCGACCGAUCAAGGGCCAUGUUCUUAAGACGACUCCUCAUUAUCCCAAACCCGGCGCGAAAUACCUCAACGCUUUGGAUAUUCCUUACGACCUUCAGACUGGAAACCCCGGCUUGGGACCUCUCCGAUCAAUUGAAUACCGCGGACUCGAUGGUGGCCACAUCUCCUUUUCCCCCGUAUUGCCCUCCGACGGAAAGGCAGCCCUCGACUUCUACUACGAGGCACAAAGACUCUGCGAAAAACACGGAUUCGAUUUCGUCGCCGGUCUUCACAUGCACCUACGCCACAUGACACACAUCAACAUGAUCCACUUCGACCGCGAGUCGCAAGAAGACAAGGACGCGGCCAACAACCUAUUUGUCGAUAUGGUUCGUUCUGCACGCAAGUGCGGCUAUGGAGAAUACCGCGCACACAUUGAACAUAUGGAUCUCGUUGCCCAGCAGUAUGACUUUGGUGGUGGUGCUUUGAUGCGCUUGAAUGAGAAGAUUAAGGAUACCAUGGAUCCCAAUGGUAUCCUGAGCCCUGGCAAACAGGGUAUCUGGCCCAAGCACUACCGAAAAGCAAAUGACCCGCGUUUGUGA
Penicillium paradoxum is the source of this 1710-nucleotide messenger RNA. RefSeq names its product FAD-binding oxidoreductase. The coding region runs from base 1 to 1710 and encodes 569 amino acids. Gene Ontology annotation, biological process: lactate catabolic process. Gene Ontology annotation, cellular component: mitochondrion. Gene Ontology annotation, molecular function: D-lactate dehydrogenase (NAD+) activity; FAD binding; D-lactate dehydrogenase (cytochrome) activity. NCBI's taxonomy places the organism in Eukaryota, Fungi, Ascomycota, Eurotiomycetes, Eurotiales, Aspergillaceae. The record is from RefSeq and is a predicted model, not a curated record. The transcript is spliced from 4 exons.